AUGAAAGGGUUCCCACUACUCUGUUUACCAAAUGUUGCUCUUCAAGAAGUAUUGAGCACAAUGAACCCGCUGGAACUCGUCUUUCUCUCUAAAGCCUCACUAAAAGCCAAAAGAGUUGCAAAGUUCUUCUCCAAACAAAAACCGAUAUCUCAAUACUCCAUAAUAUUGGAUUUCGAAAACCCUUCACUUCAAAUAGAUGGAACUACGACGAAGUGCUUGUAUGAUAUUUCAAAUCUUAAAUAUAUGGAAGGAUAUCUUAACAAUGAUGAUGAAUACUAUGUGAAAUACUCAAAAAAUCGUAUCACUGCUCUGAUGGAGUUCGCGAGAUAUGUAAUUGAAGUUUUCGGUUGGCCAGUUCGUCAAGUUCAGUUGAAUUUUGGAAAGUUUCGAAACAAAAACAAUUCGAUUACCGAUUUUCUGAAAAUCCAUGUCAAAAGUACGGACUUUUGCAUAUUGGAUGGAGAUAUCAUUGCAGAUCGAUAUGCAUCAUAUUUUUUCAAAAACGUUCAAGUUACUGUUGGCAUAGUUUUAUUAUCCAAAAUGAGCGCUAACUUUCGAUUAAUUCUACCUCAACACAUUCAUUACUUGGAUAUUCAAGAAUCCGAUUAUAUCACAUAUGAUCAAAUCAACAACUUCAAUUUCGAUGUUCUCAAACUUUGCAAAACCAAGAUAACUAAUCAAGAGUUGAAUCUAUUCUUCAAAAAUUGGAUGGCAUCAAAAUCUCAUAUCAAUCUCCGCAGUUUUCUAAUCAGCAUUGAGAACCUAGAAGCAUUUGACACAAUCGCUGAUCUGCCAGAUGUUAUAAAAGGGGACCCAAAAACUGUCCGAAUCUUGCAUAGAGAACAAGUAGUCGGUGGAUGUGAUAUCAAGAGGAAUGAUGGUACAGUUGCAACACUGUACACAAAAAGUGGUGAGGAUGGGAAUGUGGAUCUUAUUCUGAUUGUUCAUUGA
Molecule: messenger RNA, 951 nt
Organism: Caenorhabditis remanei
Lineage: Eukaryota; Metazoa; Nematoda; Chromadorea; Rhabditida; Rhabditidae
Exons: 3
Coding region: 1-951 (316 amino acids)
Biological process (GO): embryo development
Molecular function (GO): protein binding
Source: RefSeq, a predicted model, not a curated record